CGGCCGUUCAUUCGCUGCCGGAGCUCAGACGAGUGCGAACGCGUGACGACGCCGUUUUCUUGUACUGCAACACCACCGCCCACCAUCCAGUUGCUGCCGUUAUCCACCUGGGCUGGGCGCAAGCGAAAAGAGAGAAAAAAAGGACACACGCACCCAAAUCCCUCCGGGCGGGCGUAGGAUUUUGCCAGCUCAACCCGCAAGGCGCAGGCGUAAGCGACGAACCCCUUUCCUUGUCAGCAGAGACCUGUCAAAGUAACAACAGAGGACGACAGCGACGACGAUGCAGCACUUCAAAACGUUGACGGUGUUGCUGGUGGCGGUACUGCUGGCCGCCCGGGCCACCCCACAGGAGGACCAGGCGAAGGCGAACCGGAACAGUCUGCUGCUGCGGCGCGGCGGCGUUGGCCGACCGCUUGGCCGCACGACACCGACCACCACCACCACGACCACCCCGUCGUCGGCGGAUUACGCUGAGGACGAGUACGCGGACAGCUACGACGAGGGCAAGGGAGAGGACGGCAGCGAGGACGGUGGGGAGGAUGGGGCUGCGCCCGGUGGCAAGCAGCCGACGACGACCACCACCACGACCGAGGCGCCCAAGAAGAUCCGGCCGAGCAUUCGCCCGUUCCGCAGCAACGACGACCUGCUGACGGCGCUCAAGAAGCGGCGCCAGGAGUCGAAGAACAACAAGCCGGCCGCCGCAGCACCGAAGGAGAAGGUGUACGAUGACGAGGACGUGCCGGCACCAGCCGCCCCGGCCAAAAGCGCGAAAGCCCCGGCAAUCGUUCCGAGCAAACGGCGGUUCGGUAGCGGUGCGGCACGGAAGGACGACCACUCGUCGGCGGACGCGGCCAACAACGAGGCGCACGAGGGUGGUAGCGACGGUGGUGCGGGCGGCAACAGCAGCAACGGUGCCAAGUCGCUGAUCGGGCGUCUGGGCCGGUCCCGGUUCGCACUGAAGCAGUGAGUUCCGAGACAUGCAGACAGCGAGAAGGGGGGAAUGGGCGAAGUGGCAGAACUUGCCCCUUCCCGCACCUAAAAAUCCGUCCCCCCCCACCAGGACCAGCCAGCAUUUGGAGUGCGAGAGAAGCGAGCAAUCGUGAGGGCGAGUGAGACAGAAAAUGAGAAGAGAUAGUGUGAGAGAAAGAGAGAGAGAGAGAGAGAGAGAGAGAGAGAGAGAAUGAGCGAGAGUUAGAAAGAAACAUUUGCUUUGACAGGGAAAUCCAGCGAAGGUCGUGUCUAUCCCCUUGCAGCACUACUUACAGCACUCGAACGCGGACGCGGACGCCCCAAAAUCUGUUUGCCGCGUUUGCGGACCAGGGGCCGUCAACCCGGUUCGGUGUACAAUGUGCAGUAGUAGUGGUAGUAGUAGUAGCAGUAGUACUAAUAGGCCAACGUCACAACUUCCACAACCCUGCCAAUUAGCUCGCCGUUUACGUUUAGCUAUUUGUUAUAUGUAGUAAAACAACAACAAAACAAAACACCGACACUCACACACAUACACACACUCCCACACAAAUACAUACAUACAAAACACACAUUUUAUUACUCGUUGGAGCAAAUAAAAUGCGCGCGGCACAGGCGCGCCGUUUUCCCGUGAA
Anopheles merus is the source of this 1601-nucleotide messenger RNA. RefSeq lists its product as uncharacterized. The transcript has 6 exons. Bases 281 to 967 code for a protein of 228 amino acids. The record is from RefSeq and is a predicted model, not a curated record. Lineage: Eukaryota; Metazoa; Arthropoda; Insecta; Diptera; Culicidae.